This is a messenger RNA of Lizanozyma spartinae, 972 nucleotides long. It is a transcript of the gene PHO100, whose product is annotated as Pho100p. Gene Ontology annotation, molecular function: nucleotidase activity. NCBI's taxonomy places the organism in Eukaryota, Fungi, Ascomycota, Pichiomycetes, Serinales, Debaryomycetaceae. Bases 1 to 972 code for a protein of 323 amino acids. The transcript is spliced from 2 exons. The record is from RefSeq and is a predicted model, not a curated record.
AUGUUGUUCCCUUACUUAACCUUGAUGAUCACUUUGGCGCAAGUUAUCUGUGCUAAGAACAUUCUCUUGACUAAUGAUGACUCAUGGGUUUCGACCAACAUUAGAGCUACCUAUAGAGAGUUGACUCUGGCUGGUCACAAUGUUGUUCUUGUCGCUCCCGUGUCCCAAAGAUCAGGUUAUGGUGGUAAAUUCGAUAUUCCUAAGGGCAAUGUUCUUCAAACUAAUGGUGAAUUCGACUACGUUAAGGCCGGUGAACCAGCUUGGGGUCACGAGGUUGAUGACCAAAACGUUUGGUAUUUCAAUGGUACCCCAGCUUCUUGUGUUGCUUUUGCCUUAAAGUAUGUUUUACCAAAGUUCUUCAACAACAUGACUAUUGAUUUAGUUGUCAGUGGUCCUAAUGAAGGUACCAACAUGGGUCAAGGCUUCUACACUGGACUGGGUACAAUGGGUGCCACCUAUAAUUCAAUUUAUCGUGGAAUCCCAGGUGUUGCAUUCAGUGGUUCAAACAGUAACAAUUCCUUCUUCAAAGACUCACUCAAUACUGAUCCAAUGAACCCUUCUAAUAUCUAUGCUAGUAAGGUUGUUGAAUUUGUUGCUCAAAUUUUCAAGUCUCAAGGUGAGAAUCCAAACGCUUUGCCUAUUACCAGUGGUAUUAACGUUAAUUUCCCUCCUGUUGGUAACCAAGAUACUACCUGUACUGAUCCAGAAUGGGUUUUGACCAGAAUGUCUGGUGAAUUAUCCGCAACUUUUGACAUGGCCUACAAUGAAACUAGUAACACUUUCGUAUGGAGCCCAGCUUCUUACAAGGCAUUAACUGUUUGUGAAAAUGGUGAUUGUUCAUUGCCUAGUGCAAACGAAGUUUUGACCCAAAAUUGCCGUACUGCUGUUUCCGUGUUCAGCAUUGACUACGAUGCUAAAUUGGAAUUGGCCAAUGAAGUUAAAGCUUUGGUUCAACCAAUUCUUUCUAUUUGA